This is a messenger RNA of Cyanistes caeruleus (blue tit), 1306 nucleotides long. The record is from RefSeq and is a predicted model, not a curated record. Lineage: Eukaryota; Metazoa; Chordata; Aves; Passeriformes; Paridae.
GUGUUUCAGCUGUUUAUGAGUUACAUUUUUCUUCCCUUUUAUUACAGCUCUUUCUUUUACGCCUUCCUGAAUCUGCUGAUCAGCGCCUUUGUGGUGUUCAUCACAUUUAUUGCCAGCACUAUAGUGAGUGUAGGAUUUAACAUGUGGUGUGAUGCAAUUACUGAAAAAGGAAGCAUGCCAAAUAGCUGUGAAGAAUUGCAGGAUAUAGAUCUUGAGCUGAACUUGGAAAACUCUGCUUUCUAUGACCAAUUUGCUAUUGCACAGUUUGGUCUUUGGGCUGCCUGGCUGACUUGGUUGGCAAUUACCAUUCUGGCUUUCCUGAAGGUUUAUCACAACUACAGACAGGAGGACCUGCUAGAUAGCCUGAUCCAUGAGAAGGAGCUGUUGCUAGGAAGAUCCCCUUCACGAUCCUCUUUGCAAGAUGACAAAAGUGGCAUGAUCUAAAGUGUAAGCAAAUUUCCAGGGCAGGAUCUAGAUUUUAUUAUUCAGUUGUGUGAGCUGAAGUUGAGUCAGGGUAUUGAGUGUGUGAGAUCUUUUAUUUUCCUGAAAUGAAAUGUGAGUCACUUCCCCCAUGAGAAAUUGUUGGCAGAAAUACUGCUAUUAGGAUGAAGAGAAUGAAAUGCCCUAUGUGCCUAUGGCACAGCAAACUUUCUGUCCUGUGCAGGCAAAAUUUGUAACCUGCCCUUGUCAGCAGAGCUCCUACGUGCCACUGCUGGCUUUUGGGACAGGAGGCAUUUUUGAGGACCGAUCUGGCAAGAGCAGGCUACAGCAUCCAGGCUAUUUCUUCAAACUAUUCUUCAGCAAUUGUUGUAACUGGAGCUGCAUUCAGUCCCUCCUCCCUCCCUCUCCUCCCUUUUGCCACUGAGCUGCCCCUGUCCUCUCUUUAUCCUGGGAAGUUGCAGCUCUGGUUUGGGGACAGGCUGUCUCUGUCUCUGCUUUCACUGUGUAUGGAGGCAAUGCUGACAAACUCCUGCUCCUGCUCUGAUUUUAUUUAAAACAUAGAGACCUGUGUACCACGCCUGAUAUUUAAUAUUGGACAGUGCUAAUGAAUUCCAUGAAAGAAGUAUAUUAUUACAGCACCUGUCAAAUACUGUGUAUAAUGUGGAAGGAUGAUGGAGAACUUCUGUGGUUUUGUUUCUUCUUAGAUUUUGGCAUGACCAGCAUUUAUUAUGACUCCUGAAGUAAAGUGUAGCUAGAAAUUGCUGAAGCUUGCAUACUAAGAAAUUAAGCUGAGUAGAUAGCAUUAAUGCUUGUGCAUUUAUAAAUGUAACUUGGUCCUUAACACGGUAUACUAUUCUGUUUUGAA